Coregonus sp. 'balchen' is the source of this 36222-nucleotide messenger RNA. Lineage: Eukaryota; Metazoa; Chordata; Actinopteri; Salmoniformes; Salmonidae. The record is from the annotation of a GenBank genome assembly.
AGAAUGGAUACCAGUGGGGUGAAAGUGCUGGAGUCUGCCGAUGACAUCCAGGAGCGCCGUCAGCAGGUGUUGGACCGCUACCGGCGCUUCAAGGAGCUGUCGGGCGUGCGCCGGCAGAAGCUGGAGGACUCCUACCGCUUCCAGUUCUUCCGCCGCGAUGCCGACGAGCUGGAGAAGUGGAUCCAGGAGAAGCUGCAGAUCGCCUCUGACGAGAACUACAAGGACCCCACCAACCUCCAGGUCAGUGCAGAUGGACAGGAGAUGAGGAUAGGAAGCCACUUGAGGCUAAUAAGAUAAAUCAUGACUUUGACUUGGGUGGAGCUGUAAGCUGGGCAUAGAAAAAAAGUGAGGACUGAAGUAAAGAUCCUGAUUUGAUUGUAACCUUUAUGAUGCACGAGCCACUUCUUGUGAAUUUACUGGCUUUAAGGCUUGCCAGUGGCCAUUCAAAACGAAACAGCAUGGCCAUAAAACCACACACACAGAAUGAUCAGUACAUCAUUAAACCCUCUAUGCUGUGACCCUUGGCCAGGUAUGUCUGUCCUGUCCACUGUGUUCUUUGUGCCAUGCUAACAAGCCUCCUCUCCCCCCCCACAGGGCAAGCUCCAGAAACACCAGGCCUUCGAGGCGGAGGUGCAGGCCAACGCUGGGGCCAUCAUCAAGCUUGACGAGACUGGCAACCUCAUGAUCUCCGAGGGCCACUUUGCCUCCGAAACCAUCCGGGUAAGACACACGCACACACUCCGCUGAGCUAUAUGCCUAACCAAGAUAGAACUACACAAUCUACCCUUUUUAACCCGAUCAUGUCUGGUUCAGUCCUUCACGCCCUACCGGACUUUCCAGAGACCCAUUGUCUCAAGUUUCAAUAUGGCUGAGUAUAUAAAAGUAGGUGCUUGAGUGCUGUCGACCUCCUGGCUCUUCUGUUUCUCUCACUUUUAGGUUCCACUCCACUUCUGUCAGAUCCAUUGUUCUGUAUUGUUUGCUGUGUGGUUAUGCAAUAUUUAAGAAGACUUUAUGAAAAGUGCAUGAUGUGUGUGACUAAAAGGAACAUUUUACAGAAGAAGAUAUUUCUAAAAUGUUCCAUUGAUAAGCACUUAUCUUGGUCUCAAACUACAGCCUCAGCAAGUACUGGGCCCAUAUUCAUAAAGCGUUUCAGAUUAGGAGUGCUAAUUUAGGAUCAGUUUUAACUUUUGGAUCAUAAUGAACAAGAUCACACGGACGGGGCGGCCUGAUCCUAGGUCAGCAUUCCUACUGUGAGAUGCUUUAUGAAUACAGGCCCUGAUUUCCCUUUUGAUCAUAAUGAAUAAGGUUAUAUUGACAGAGGGGACCUGAUCCUAGAUCAGCACUUCCCUUCCCCGGUGCAAAUUGUCUCCCUUUCUGCCUACAGACUCGUCUGGAGGAGCUGCACCGUCUUUGGGACCUGCUGCUGCAGAAGACCAAGGAGAAAGGUGUUCGUCUACUGCAGGCCCAGAAGCUGGUGCAGUACCUGCGCGAGUGUGAGGAUGCCCUGGACUGGAUUAGUGACAAGGUCAGUGUCUCAACCUGUAGUCACACACACACACACACACACACACACACACACACACAUAACUACUGGAGGCCAUGGCCUAAACCAUGUCUACGAGACCCUAAUGAGCAACAUGACCUUAACCUAAAUCAUGUCCAACAGGAGACCAUUUCCAUAGGACCCUAAAGACAACCUAUGCUAAACAUUAGCCUCCCUAAACCAUGUCUACAGGACCCUACUAGAUAACCUAUCCUAACCCUAAUCCUAAACCGUGUCUAACAGGAGGCCAUGGCCACCUCGGAGGAGCUGGGCCAGGACUUGGAGCAUGUGGAGGUGCUCCAGAAGAAGUUUGAGGAGUUCCAGACGGACCUGGCGGCUCACGAGGAGCGCGUGAACGAAGUGAACCAGCUGGCAGGCAAGCUGAGCCAGGAGUCUCACCCCGAGGCGGAGCUCAUCGUCCGCAAGCAGGAGGAGGUGAACGCCGCGUGGCAGAGGCUCAAGGGCCUGGCGCAGCAGAGGCAGGGCAGGCUGUUUGGAGCCGCCGAGGUGCAGCGCUUCAACAGGUAUGUCCAGGACGGACUGUGUGUAUGUUUGGGUGUGAGUUUUUUUGGAGUGUGGGUGUCUGUGUGAUAGAGAAGCCACAAGAGAACUGAGAGGAUCAAGAAAUGUUGAUUUAGUGUUCUGACUGAGUGUGUUAUGUGGCCUCCAGGGAUGUGGACGAGACCAUCAGCUGGAUCAAGGAGAAGGAGCAGCUCAUGGCGUCCGAUGACUUUGGCCGGGACCUGGCCAGCGUUCAGGCCCUGCUGCGCAAGCACGAGGGCCUGGAGAGAGACCUGGCUGCCCUGGAGGACAAGGUCAACACUCUGGGGGGAGAGGCUGAACGUCUGCAGCAGACCCACCCCCAGAACGCUUCCCAGAUCCACCUGAAGAGGGACGAGCUCAUCACCAACUGGGAGCAGAUCCGCACACUGGCCGCCGAGCGCCACGCCCACCUCAACGACUCCUACAGGUGGGUACCGGUACCACUCUGGCCGCCCUAACAGCGAACACGCUGUAGCUUUACUGUGUCAACACCGUAACGUUACUAUGUCACCACCGUAACGUUAUCGUAACACCACUGCGCUCAACACACAGCGACCACCCAACAAUAGCAUGAUCAAACAACUCAUAUAUCAGUUUAGUUGAAAGUAUGUAGAACCCUCUCUGACUGUCUGUGUGUUUGGCCCCCUGCAGGCUGCAGCGCUACACUGCAGACUUCCGUGACCUGACCAGCUGGGUGACGGAGAUGAAGGCCCUGAUCAACGCUGACGAGCUGGCCAACGACGUAGCCGGAGCCGAGGCUCUCCUCGACCGCCACCAGGAGCACAAGGUAUAGGAACACACUGAAAUUAAUCAACUUUAUUUUAGCAGUUGAAAAGUACUUCUCAGAACUACAAUCAGUGAUGCUCAUUUUCCCUGCAAUGUUGCUGAUGUUUACUGUGUGUGUGUGGUCCUUAGGGUGAGAUUGAUGCCCAUGAGGACAGCUUCAAAGCCACGGACGAAGCCGGUCAGGCCCUGCUCAACACCGGACACUACGCCGCAGAGGAGGUCAAGGAGAAGGUAGGACUGGCAUUCUGUUUCUGUCUCCCUCUCUCUCCCACUGUUUCUGUCCUUGGUUUUGGAUUCAUACUUUUAACAUGGAUUUCCAGACAGAUUCAUUGAUCCCCCUUUUCCCUUGUUUAUUUUUAUGUGUAGCUUGGUGUCCUGACUGAGGAGAAGGACUCUCUGCUGGAGCUGUGGGAGGUGCGCAGGCAGCAGUACGAGCAGUGCAUGGACCUGCAACUCUUCUACAGGGACACAGAGCAGGUCGACAACUGGAUGAGCAAGCAAGAGGUAUCUCCAUCCACACACAAUAAUAAACAAUGUACUCACCCAAAAAGUAUUAUUCUCCAGAAAUGGUGUGGUGCGUGAUCCUAAUAUACAAGUCUGUUUUUUUGUGUGCGUCCAGGCUUUCCUUCUGAACGAGGAUCUUGGUGACUCUCUGGACAGCGUGGAGGCCUUGCUGAAGAAACACGAGGACUUUGAGAAGUCCCUCAGCGCCCAGGAGGAGAAAAUCACUGUGAGUACUUGUCCUAGUCAUAACCAUAGAGCUAGGAUCAGCUUUCUCUCCUCAAAUCUUAAACUUAACCACUGACCUCUUUCUCUUUAGGCCCUGGAUGAAUUUGCCACCAAACUGAUCCAGAACAACCACUAUGCCAAGGAGGAUGUUGCCACUCGUAGAGAUGCGGUAAGUACAGAGGGGAAACAUUCUGCACACUACACAUUAAUACGAUAAGGACCGGAAUGUGUCCUAUCUUUGGAGCACUUUGAACUCUCUAUAUCUGUUUAUAUCAUAUUCUGGGUGUUGUGUAUAAAAUGUCAUCCCCAUCUGUGUUGCCCCCUGUAGCUGCUGAGCCGCCGCAACGCCCUGCACGAGCGUGCCCAGUCCCGCCGCGCCGCUCUGGAGGACUCCUUCCACCUGCAGCAGUUCUUCCGCGACUCGGACGAACUCAAGAGCUGGAUCAAUGAGAAGAUGAAGACGGCCACCGACGAAGCCUACAAGGUACGGUUGGGAACCAAUGUUUCUUAGUUAGGUACUUUAGCUAGCUACUUUAUAGUGGUAUACUUUUAGCUAGUUAGCUAGCUACUUUAUAAUGGGUUUUCAAUGCUCAACAUGGCUUUCUCCUAGACUGCUACGAGAUCCCAUUAGGAUACAAUACCACCGUGAACCACACAGAUUCUUAUUCACAGUCCUCUCUGGCCUAAUAGCAACCAUCUCUCUGCUUUCUCUGUUGUCCCCAGGACCCGUCCAACCUGCAGGGCAAGGUCCAGAAGCACCAAGCCUUCGAGGCGGAGCUGUCAGCCAACCAGAGCCGCAUCGACGCUCUGCAGAAGUCUGGCCAGGAGCUCCUGGACGGGAAGCACUACGCCGCCGACGAGGUGUCUGUACGCAUGGACGAGGUUAGCUCCCAGUGGAAGAAGCUGCUGGAGGCCACCGAGCUCAAAGGUGAGAAAACGAGAGUGGAGGAGAGGUGAAGUUCGGAUGAAGUGUGUGGCUAUUAUUAUAGCGAUCGCCAUUUUGUGUUUCCCUCAAGUGGAGGUAGUAGAAAAUGGCGGCAAUGCUGGUGAAUAGAUGCGGUAAAGAGGUCAAUGGAAUGCAGACCGUGGGGGAUAGAAGGACGGCGGAUUGGCGCACAUUCAACAAGUCUGAUCUAACAAUCCGUCGUGAUUGAUGCAUUGUAACGCCCACAAUGUGGUUGCUAAAAUCUGAUUAGGAUAUAUUUGGCUGUUUCGCUGCAUAACAUUUUAGAAGUAGUCCCUUUUCAGGUUUAGAAGAAGUGUCUUCUAAAUGCUAACUCCCGUUCGUAUAAGCUGGUAGCAUAGGUAGCUAAGCGGUUAAGAGCGUUCGGCCAGUAACCGAAAGUUUACUGGUUCGAAUCCCCGAGCUAGCAAGGUGGAAUAAUCUGCCAUUCUGCCCUUGAGCAAGGCAGUUAACCUCCAACAACAACUGCUCCCCAGGCGCCGAUGACGUGGAUGUCGAUUAAGGCAGCCCCCCGCACCUCUCUGAUUCAGAGGGGUUGGGUUAAAUGCGGAAGACCCAUUUUGAUUGAAUGCAUUCAGUUGUGCAACUGACUUUCUCAUAGCUAGCAUAGAGACAUCGGUGGUGGUAGUCAGUCGCUUUUAACUAAUGCAGUUGAUUGGUGACGAUGACGUGAACAUGUAUUGGGGUUGACAUCCAUACAAGCAUUAUACUCUGAUUGUUACCUCAACAUAGUGUGAAAUACACAUAUUAACAAUAGGCUAUAUGUAGGCUAAUUUUGCUGGGGGGCAAUGAGGCGAUUCGGGAUCUUUCCCCCACACGUUUCCAUGGCAUUUACAGUCUUUUGGACGAGUUCCAUUGACCUCUUUACCGCAUCUAUUGGAGAGUAACGUUUCAAAGUGAAGGUGCUUUUGUUAUCUUGUAAUGUGACUAGCUGUUAGAUACUGGACAAGGUCAUUUUGGAGCCCCAAGAUUUUAAACAAAACCUUUGAACCUAGAAAUACCCUUCCUCCUUUUUUUAAUUCUCACAUCCAACUUCAUUUCAACCACUCCUAAACCUCUCCUCACCACGCUCUCCUCUCCCCCAGGCAUCAAGCUGCGCGAGGCCAACCAGCAGCAGCAGUUCAACAGAAACGUGGAGGACAUUGAGCUGUGGUUGUAUGAGGUGGAGGGCCACCUGGCUUCAGAUGACUACGGCAAGGACCUGACCAGUGUCCAGAACCUGCAGAAGAAGCACGCCCUGCUGGAGGCUGACGUGGCUGCCCACCAGGUAAAGGGCUUGUUUGACAUUGCAGCCGACAGUGCAGGCAACUGCUGACUGAUCUACAAAUCACCUUGCAUCAUAUAUAACUACUCAUUAUAAUUUGUAGGUCAGUAAGUCCCAAUUUACCCACAAUGAACCACGGUUUUGAUCCACUCGAACGCGCCAAGUGACUUCCAUAUCACCACUAGAUAACUGACUGACAGCCACCAGGUAACUGGAGAACAACAUCACCAGUAGCCUCCAGGUCAAUGUUUGGGUGUUACUCAAGUUAACUACUUACAGACACUGUUUCAUUUACCUCUGGGACCAGCUAGACUGUGUUUCUCCUUCUCAUAAGAAUCCCAUCCAUGCCUGGUGGUUUCUAGCGACAGUUGUUCUGUGCUGAUCUGUGGGUUUUUGAUUGACCGGCACAAAUAAACUCAGAUUUUAUGCAUGGGAGCUGCAAAUCCAAGUAGCCUCUAUAGCCUGGUUGCAGUGACAUCAUUAUGGUCUAUAACAUUCAGCCAUUCAAAUAUUUGUGUUGACUUAUGCGGUCUGGCUGCGCAUAAGGUAAGACUGGCUGACUGACUUAAGGCGUCGGCAUGCUUCGGUUCGGCUGGCACCUAGCCGAACUCGGCUAGGCGAACCAAACUAGUGUGCUCGCUUACUCCCUUAAAAGACCUUCCCUUUAAAAACGAGAAAAAAGCGGCAAUAAUGUUUCUCCGUCUUGAGACGCUGUAGCGUCUGUCUAUAAUUUGGAUGUUUUUGGAGAGGAGAUCUUUGUCGUGCAAUAUUACAUCUAACUAUGAUGUUUGGUGUAGUAUUUCUCAAGUGAAAACAUUUGCAUGAAAACGAUUAGUCUAUCGUUGAAUGACAACACACUUCAUUGAAGAAUACCUACUGUUGACCAAUCACCUACGAAGGGGUGUAGACUUUGGCUACCGACUUCGACUUCCCUCAAGAAAAAAAAUUUGUGUGCACGAACAGCCGAGAAAACCCUUGCCGAAGACCAAAACGAAGAAAAACGUCACAAUGUCGUCAUCAUAAUAUAUGCAUGAACUGUUCCAAACCUGUUUUGGAUGGGAAGCAUGCGGAUGCCUUUACUGCCACCAGGUAGUUAGUUGGCUGGCUGACUGACUCUCCCUCUCUCUCUCUCUCUCUCUCUCUCCAGGACCGCAUCGACGGCAUCACCAUCCAGGCGCGUCAGUUCCAGGAGGCAGGCCACUUUGACGGCGACAACAUCAAGCGCAAGCAGGAGGCGCUGGUGGCGCGCUACGAUGCCCUCCGCGACCCUAUGGCCGCCCGCAAGCAGAAGCUGUCGGACUCCCUGCGGCUGCAGCAGCUCUUCAGGGACGUGGAGGACGAGGAGACCUGGAUCCGGGAGAAGGAGCCCAUCGCCGCCUCCACCAACCGGGGAAAAGACCUGAUCGGCGUCCAGAACUUGCUGAAGAAGCACCAGGCCCUGCAGGCGGAGAUCGCCGGCCACGAGCCCCGCAUCAAGGCCGUCACCCAGAAAGGAGAGGCUAUGGUAGAGGAAGGUGAGCUGUUUCUUACGAACAUGCAUAGGCCCUUCUGUCUCCUUUUUUUUUCAACUGUUCACCUCUUGACUAUCUAGCAGGUUUGGGUCAAUUCCAUUUCAAUCAGUUAAUUAUAGUUUACUUCCUGAAUUGAAUUGAAUUGAAAUGGAAUUGUCCCAACCCUUUCACCAUGAGGCCAAUGGUGACUUUAAAAUAGUUAGAGUUUAAUGGCUGUGAUAGGAGAAAACUGAGGAUGGAUCAACAACAUUGUAGUUACUCCACAAUACUAACCUAAUUGACAGAGUGAAAAGGAAGCCUGUCCAAAACAUUCAUCAUAUUUGCAACAAGGCACUAAAGUAAUACAGCAAAACAUUUGUUAGGUUUGGGGGCAAAUUCAAUACAACACAUUACUGAGUACCACUGUCCAUAUUUUUAAGCAUAGUGGUGGCUGCAUAAUGUUAUGGGUAUGCUUGUAAUUGUUAAGGACUGAGGAGUUUUUCAGGAUAAAAAAGAAACUGAACGGAGCUAAGCAUUGGAAAAAUCCUAGAGGAGAACCUGGUUCAGUCUGCAACACCUGGAUAUCAGCGGAGCCUUUUCUGGCAGCGAAACCAUUCAUUCAGCCUAAUUUACUGCCUUUAAAAAACAAACAGAGCUUAUGGCUGACUUGCUUAAACAAAUGUGGUUUCUACUGACAAUUUACAUUUUUACAUUUUUAGUCAUUUAGCAGAUGCUCUUAUCCAGAGCAACUUACAGUUAGUGAAUACAUAUUUUUUUAUACUGGCCCCCCGUGGGAAACAAACCCACAACCCUGGCGUUGCAAACGCCAUGCUCUAUCAACUGAGCUACAUCCCUGCCGGCCAUUCCCUCCCCUACCCUGGACGACGCUGGGCCAAUUGUGGGCCGCCCAUGAGUCUCCCGGUCGCGGCCGGCUGCGACAGAGCCUGGAUUCGAACCAGGAUCUCUAGUGGCACAGUUAGCACUGCGAUGCAGUGCCUUAGACCACUGCGCCACUCAGGAGUACAAACUAUGGCAUAAGGAGACGACGAGCUGAUAAGAGGCAGUCCCUAAUUUCGAUUAAGACAUUAAUGAGCGCGAUAGGACGGACGUAGUUAAUAUAACUACACUGCUCAAAAAAAUAAAGGCAACACUAAAAUAACACAUCCUAGAUCUGAAUGAAUGAAAUAAUCUUAUUAAAUACUUUUUUCUUUACAUAGUUGAAUGUGCUGACAACAAAAUCACACAAAAAGUAUCAAUGGAAAUCAAAUGUAUCAACCCAUGGAGGUCUGGAUUUGGAGUCACCCUCAAAAUUAAAGUGGAAAACCACACUACAGGCUGAUCCAACUUUGAUGUAAUGUCCUUAAAACAAGUCAAAAUGAGGCUCAGUAGUGUGUGUGGCCUCCACGUGCCUGUAUGACCUCCCUACAACGCCUGGGCAUGCUCCUGAUGAGGUGGCGGAUGGUCUCCUGAGGGAUCUCCUCCCAGACCUGUACUAAAGCAUCCGCCAACUCCUGGACAGUCUGUGGUGCAACGUGGCGUUGGUGGAUGGAGCGAGACAUGAUGUCCCAGAUGUGCUCAAUUGGAUUCAGGUCUGGGGAACGGGCGGGCCAGUCCAUAGCAUCAAUGCCUUCCUCUUGCAGGAACUGCUGACACACUCCAGCCACAUGAGGUCUAGCAUUGUCUUGCAUUAGGAGGAACCCAGGGCCAACUGCACCAGCAUAUGGUCUCACAAGGGGUCUGAGGAUCUCAUCUCGGUACCUAAUGGCAGUCAGGCUACCUCUGGCGAGCACAUGGAGGGCUGUGCGGCCCCCCAAAGAAAUGCCACCCCACACCAUGACUGACCCACCGCCAAACCUGUCAUGCUGGAGGAUGUUGCAGGCAGCAGAACGUUCUCCACGGCGUCUCCAGACUCUGUAACGUCUGUCACAUGUGCUCAGUGUGAACCUGCUUUCAUCUGUGAAGAGCACAGGGCGCCAGUGGCGAAUUUGCCAAUCUUGGUGUUCUCUGGCAAAUGCCAAACGUCCUGCACGGUGUUGGGCUGUAAGCACAACCCCCACCUGUGGACGUCGGGCCCUCCUACCACCCUCAUGGAGUCUGUUUCUGACCGUUUGAGCAGACACAUGCACAUUUGUGGCCUGCUGGAGGUCAUUUUGCAGGGCUCUGGCAGUGCUCCUCCUGCUCCUCCUUGCACAAAGGCGGAGGUAGCAGUCCUGCUGCUGGGUUGUUGCCCUCCUACGGCCUCCUCCACGUCUCCUGAUGUACUGGCCUGUCUCCUGGUAGCGCCUCCAUGCUCUGGACACUACGCUGACAGACACAGCAAACCUUCUUGCCACAGCUCGCAUUGAUGUGCCAUCCUGGAUGAGCUGCACUACCUGAGCCACUUGUGUGGGUUGUAGACUCCGUCUCAUGCUACCACUAGAGUGAAAGCACCGCCAGCAUUCAAAAGUGACCAAAACAUCAGCCAGGAAGCAUAGGAACUGAGAAGUGGUCUGUGUCACCACCUGCAAAACCAGUCCUUCAUUGGGGGGUGUCUUGCUAAUUGCCUAUAAUUUCCACCUGUUGUCUAUUCCAUUUGCACAACAGCAUGUGAAAUGUAUUGUCAAUCAGUGUUGCUUCCUAAGUGGACAGUUUGAUUUCACAGAAGUGUGAUUGACUUGGAGUUACAUUGUGUUGUUUAAGUGUUCCCUUUAUUUUUUUGAGCAGUGUAUUUGUUUAGCACUUUUGAAAUGUACUGCGACAGAAUUAAGAACAUGGGCCGUUCUUACAGUAUUCUCCCUGUACACCAAGUCAGAACCGUAGGAUAAAUAAAGGGGGCAUAUAAGCAAACAAUGAAAGCUCUUACAAUAUUUGAUGAUUACAUUUCUCUAAAACAGGCUAUAGGAUACAUGUGCACCACCAAGUCAAAACAGUAGGCUAAGUUAUGAGGGGGAAAGGGACCAAAUUAUUAGGGUGAGACACAUGGGCUACUAACAGCUUACUACACAACAUACACUUAGUAUUACUUUCUUAGCUACAGUAUACAUAUCGCCCAGGUAUACUACAUAAUUUAUGCAUCAGUAUACAAUACAUUUUUGGACUCACCUUGAACAAGAAGGUGGCGCGGCGGUCCUUCGUGGGGAAGAAGUUGUCAUCAAACUUUGUCAUCAAAGUCUGGCAUUCUCUGGAUUUAUGGUUCUUUCAAGACAACUGGGAACAAGGUUGAAUCAUAACGUCAGUGAUCUUCAGGUCGGAGCUCUAGAAAGAGGUCCGAAUUCCCAACUUGGAAUUCUGAGUUGGAUGACCAUUCAAAACUUAUUUUCCCAGUCGGAGCAAUUUUUUUUUUGAGUUCCCAGUUGUCAUGAACUCACUGAAGUCUGAGAUUUCCGAGUUUCCAGUUGUUUUGAAAAAGGCAGAAGUCAUGCUGGAUUGACAGCAUGGCCAAUUUAUUCAGCCUUUUCUGGCCCAUGGUGUUGCAUGUGAAUGUUUAUCCUUUUUAAGCUUGGAAAAGAGACCCUUAAACCCAGACUUGGACCACACACCCACUCCACUGAAUAGCAGGCUAGUGAUUGCUUUGCAACGUUUGCAGUUAGCCACUGAUUCCUUCCAAACCACUCAUUGUUGAAUUUGCGAUUUCCAACUUGUUGUGUAAUGUUUAUGUCCAAUGGCCGAUGAGCACCGAUACGUUUUGUCUAUAAUUUCUCUUCAUAUGACAAGGAUUGAAAAGGAUUUGCCAGUAGAUUGUCGACUUGAUUCAUGAUGAUGACUGCUUGCUAGCUAAGAUUUUGAAAGUAUGAUGUUGACAUGCUAGCCAAUCAAAGCUACGGUAGAUUUGACGUCAUUUGAUCUGUGUCCAAUGACCUUGAGCCUUCUUGGAUGGGCACUUCUAAUGUAAAUCUAUGGCAGCACCCAAGGGGCUUGAAUUUUUGAGCUCUCCCCGUAGAUUUUGCGGUGACUUAGUGUCCCCAUGAGUGACAGAACACUGAGCCAAUCACGGCGCAACUAGAGAACGUUACCAACCCCUACUCCGUAUUUUCCACUGGCUGCCCAACCACCACAGAAAGCACUGAGCUAGGCAUUUUGGAGCUGCCUUACUCAAGAAAGCAAAAAAGAGACCAUGUUUGUAUGCAGCUUUAUUAACUUAAUGAUGUUUGCAAACUGAUAUGUGACACGUAUUAAUGCCAAAAUAACAUGCAAAACAGGCAGCAAAAUUUUUUUAUUAUAAUAUUUUGCUAAAUAGGUGGGGCUCAAAACAGGUGGGUCGCCACUGAUGGCAAGACCUGAAUAUGCUUGUCUAACAAUGAUCAACAACCAAUUUGACAGAGCUUGAAGAAUUUUGAAAAGAUUAAUGGGUAAAUGUUGUACAAUCCAGGUGUGGAAAGCUCUUAGAGACUUACCCAGAAAGACUCACAGCUGUAAUCGCUGCCAAAGGUGAUUCUAACAUGUAUUGACUCAGGGCUGUGAAUACUCAUCUAAUAAAAAUGUUUUAUUUUUCAUAAAUGUUUUACAAAUGUUCGAAUUUUUCUUGCACUUUGAUACAGUGGGAAGAACAAGUAUUUGAUACACUGCCGAUUUUGCAGGUUUUCCUACUUACAAAGCAUGUAGAGGUCUGUAAUUUUUAUCAUAGGUACACUUCAACUGUGAGAGACGGAAUCUAAAACAAAAAUCCAGAAAAUCACAUUGUAUGAUUUUUAAGUAAUUCAUUUGCAUUUUAUUGCAUGACAUAAGUAUUUGAUAAAUCAGAAAAGCAGAACUUAAUAUUUGGUACAGAAACCUUUGUUUGCAAUUACAGAGAUCAUACGUUUCCUGUAGGUCUUGACCAGGUUUGCACACACUGCAGCAGGGAUUUUGGCCCACUCCUCCAUACAGACCUUCUCCAGAUCCUUCAGGUUUCGGGGCUGUCGCUGGGCAAUACGGACUUUCAGCUCCCUCCAAAGAUUUUCUAUUGGGUUCAGGUCUGGAGACUGGCUAGGCCACUCCAGGACCUUGAGAUGCUUCUUACGGAGCCACUCCUUAGUUGCCCUGGCUGUGUGUUUCGGGUCGUUGUCAUGCUGGAAGACCCAGCCACGACCCAUCUUCAAUGCUCUUACUGGGGAAGGAGGUUGUUGGCCAAGAUCUCGCGAUACAUGGCCCCAUCCAUCCUCCCCUCAAUACGGUGCAGUUGUCCUGUCCCCUUUGCAGAAAAGCAUCCCCAAAGAAUGAUGUUUCACCUCCAUGCUUCACGGUUGGGAUGGUGUUCUUGGGGUUGUACUCAUCCUUCUUCUUCCUCCAAACACAUCGAGUGGAGUUUAGACCAAAAAGCUAUAUUUUUGUCUCAUCAGACCACAUGACCUUCUCCCAUUCCUCCUCUGGAUCAUCCAGAUGGUCAUUGGCAAACUUCAGACGGGCCUGGACAUGCGCUGGCUUGAGCAGGGGGACCUUGCGUGCGCUGCAGGAUUUUAAUCCAUGACGGCGUAGUGUGUUACUAAUGGUUUUCUUUGAGACUGUGGUCCCAGCUCUCUUCAGGUCAUUGACCAGGUCCUGCCGUGUAGUUCUGGGCUGAUCCGUCACCUUCCUCAUGAUCAUUGAUGCCCCACGAGGUGAGAUCUUGCAUGGAGCCCCAGACCGAGGGUGAUUGACCAUCAUCUUGAACUUCUUCCAUUUUCUAAUAAUUGCGCCAACAGUUGUUGCCUUCUCACCAAGCUGCUUGCCUAUUGUCCUGUAGCCCAUCCCAGCCUUGUGCAGGUCUACAAUUUUAUCCCUGAUGUCCUUACACAGCUCUCUGGUCUUGGCCAUUGUGGAGAGGUUGGAGUCUGUUUGAUUGAGUGUGUGAACAGGUGUCUUUUAUACAGGUAACGAGUUCAAACUGGUGCAGUUAAUACAGGUAAUGGGUGCAGAACUGGAGGGCUUCUUAAAGAAAAACUAACAGGUCUGUGAGAGCCGGAAUUCUUACUGGUUGGUAGGUGAUCAAAUACUUAUGUCAUGCAAUAAAAUGCAAAUUAAUUACUUAAAAAUCAUACAAUGUGAUUUUCUGGAUUUUUGUUUUAGAUUCCGUCUCUCACAGUUGAAGUGUACCUGUGAUAAAAUUACAGACCUCUACAUGCUUUGUAAGUAGGAAAACCUGCAAAAUAGGCAGUGUAUCAAAUACUUGUUCUCCCCACUGUAUGAGAGUAUUUUGUGUAGAUCACUGACCAAAAAUUACCAAUCCAUGUGACGCAACAAAAUGUGGAAAAAGUUUAGGGGUGUGAAUGCUUUCUGAAGGCACUGUAAAUAAACAACCCCCCUCUCCCUGUGGUCCCCACCAGGACACUUUGCUGGGGAGGAGGUUAAGGUGAAGCUGGGGGAGCUGAACGGCCGCUGGGACACCCUGAAAGGCAAGGCCGGGCAGCGCAGGCAGGACCUGGAGGACUCACUGCAGGCACAGCAGUACUUUGCCGACGCCAACGAGGCAGAGUCCUGGAUGAGGGAGAAGGAGCCCAUUGUGGCCAGCCCCGACUACGGCAAGGAUGAGGAUUCAGCUGAGGCCCUGCUGAAGAAGCACGAAGCCCUGAUGUCUGACCUGAGUGCUUAUGGCAGCAGCAUCCAGGCUUUGAAGGAGCAGGCCCAGUCCUGCAGGGUGAGUCUGGAACCCACAUUACAUCUUUAGUCUUAUCGUGAAAUGAAUGUACACCAUUUUACAACUUAUAAAUGCCUAAACUAGCUAGCUAACAUUCUAUGAACAAUUAAACUAUAUUUCCCGUCUUUGCAAACAUCUGAGAACCAGAUGUCCAACAAAUCAAUCAUUUCUUUACUACUCCAGGUCUAUUAUAGACUCAAACUGAUAUUUUCAUGUUGCCAUUGUCUAGAUUGCACCUCUUAAUACUUUUUUCCUUUCCACCUGCAGCAACAAGUUGCGCCCACCGAUGAUGAGACUGGCAAGGAGCUGGUGCUGGCCCUCUAUGACUACCAGGAGAAGAGCCCCCGUGAGGUCACCAUGAAGAAGGGAGACAUCCUCACCCUGCUCAACAGCACCAACAAGGUACACACACACACACACACACACACACACACAGGAUAAUAAAAUAAAGUGACCAUCUUAGCGAGAUGAACAAAAGCCUUGCUCCAAGCAGGGCCUGGUCCACAAACAACUGCUGCUAGCCCGUACCCAUGACUAGGCACUUGAUGUAGAACGGAAAUAAUUUGAUAGGUAUAAGCCAAGAUAGUAUGAACUGAAUGGGAUGCAUAUUCAGCCUUCAUCUGACCUUCUCUCGCCUGCUGAAGGACUGGUGGAAGGUGGAGGUGAACGACCGCCAGGGCUUUGUGCCAGCGGCCUACGUCAAGAAGCUAGACCCCACCCAGUCCUCCUCCAGGGAGAACCUGCUGGACGAGCAGGGCAGCAUCGGCCUCCGCCAGGACCAGAUCGAGAACCAGUAAGGGCCUCCUCCUACCUAACCCACUUCCAAAUUGCCACCCCCAUCCCUUUCCCACUGUAAUUUCUGACUUCUGCUCUUACAUGCCCCAGUACUCAUCUUCAGUACACUCCUGUAGUUCUUUACCACCUUUUUACCUAUUUAACUUCGAACUUAACCUGUUGACCCGAGUCAUUUAAUUACCUGUUUUUCUAACGUUUCUUGAAAUGAACAAAUGCGCGUUCAUAUCUUAGCCUAGCUAAUUAACAAUCAACCUCUUCAAUGUCCCUCUACUUUUCGCUCUGUUUUUCUUAGUCUCCCUUUAGUCUCUUCCUUAUUAUAACAGUUCAGUGAGCCAGUAGCACUUAACCUUUUCUCUCUUUCUGUCACUAACAGCCUUGCCAUUUUCUCUUUCUCGAUCUCUCUCUCUCUCUCUCUCUCUCUCUCUCUCUCUGUUUCCCUCUCUAACCGCUAACGCCUUCCUGCGCAUGUCAUGUUUGCGACUGAGCAGGCCGGUCGCAAAGGAGGCUUGCAGUGUUUCUGUACGCAUGAAGCAGGUGGAGGAACUGUGAGUAGGACCAGAGUGCCCCUCUAGGUGUCACCACGCAUUCCCACGAGCAACGCAGCCAUUGCCAUUCCUGCCACUCCCUCAAUCAAUACCCUUGUCAAUGUCGUAGUCCUUGUGACUGCUUCCAGUGCUCUCUCGUGCUCUCUCGCUCUACACAAAGGGGAUUCUAAAACCUCCAUCCUGUAAUUUUAGGUACGGCACUCUCCUGGAGCUGGGCGAGAAGCGCAAGGACAUGCUAGAAAAGAGCUGCAAGAAGUUCAUGCUGUUCCGAGAGGCUAACGAACUGCAGCAGUGGAUCAACGAGAAGGAGGGAGCCCUCACCAACGAGGAGGUGGGCUCCGACCUGGAGCAGGUGGAGGUGCUGCAGAAGAAGUUUGACGACUUCCAGAAGGUACGCCACACACAACAUGGCCGCCGGGAAUAGGAGAGGGCACUAGCUGACUUACUGGGCUUCAUCCUUUUAAGCUUUAGUAGUGAUGAGGGGAAAGAAUCGAUACAGUAGGGUAUCGUAAUAUUAUUUUUGACGAUAUAUCGAUUCUAUGACUCCCAAGUAUCGAUUCUCUGCUAGAUAGUUCGUUAGCUUGCGCUAGUCAGCUGUACUUGCGCCAAAACUCUGGUAUUUCUACUUCUAUAGCUUGGCCUCAAUCUUGGUGAGCCAACAUGUUUUCAGCACUUUUAUUUCCAUGACUGAUCAAAACUCAUUUUCUCAUGGCUUUUUCUUGUCCCUCUGUAGCAGUAUCGAUUCACAAUACAUAUCGUAUCGGCACCUAAGUAUUAUAAUAAUACCGUAUUGUGGGGGCCCUGGCAAUUCCUAGCCCUAGGCUUUAGUGAACCAAAAAGCAUAAAAAAACUCCUGUCCGUUGAACUCUGUUUUAAAGUGCACUCCACCUGUAAGAGACAAGUUAGUGGUUGCAGGAUAUACAUUGCAUUUGGAAAGUAUUCAGACCCCUUGACUUUCUCCACAUUUUGUUGUCGCUCUGGAUAAGAGCGUCUGCUAAAUGACUUAAAUGUAAAUGUAUUCUAAAAUUGAUUAAAACGAUUUUUCCCCUUAUCAAUCUACAAACAAUACCCCAUAAUGACAAAGCAAAAACUGUUUUUUUUAGAUAUGUUUGCAGGUGUAAAAAAAAUAUUUAAAAAAUACAUAAGUAUUCAGACCCUUUACUCAGUACUUUGUUGAAGCACCUUUGGCAGCGAUUACAGCCUCGAGUCUUCUUGGGUAUGACGCUACAAGCUUGGCACACCAUUCUUCUCUGCAGAUCCUCUCAAGCUCUGUCAGGUUGGAUGGGGAGUGUCGCUGCACAGCUAUUUUCAGGUAUCUUCAGAGAUGUUAGAUCGGGUUCAAGUCUGGGCUCUGGGUGGGCCACUCAAGGACAUUCAGAGACUUGUCCCGAAGCCACGCCUGUGUUGUCUUGGCUGUGUGCUUAGGGUCGUUGUCCUGUUGGAAGGUUACCCUUCGCCCCAGUCUGAGGUCCUGAGCACUCUGGAGCAGGUUUUCAUCAAGGAUCUCUCUGUACUUUGCUCCGUUCAUCUUUCCCUCGAUCCUGACUAGUCUCCCAGUGCCUGUCGCUGAAAAACAUCCCCACAGCAUGAUGCUGCCACCACCGUGCUUUCAUCAGACCAAAUAAUCUUGUUUCUCAUGGUCUGAGAGUCUUUAGGUGCCUUUUGGCAAGCUCCAAGUGGGCAAUCAUGUGCCUUUUUACUGAGGAGUUGCUUCCGUCUGGCCACUCUACCAUAAAGACCUGAUUGGUGGAGUACUGCAGAGAUGGUUGUCCAUCUGGAAGGUUCUCCCAUCUCCACAGAGGAGCUCUGGAGCUCUGUCAGUGACCAUCGGGGUUCUUGGUCACCUCCCUGACCAAUUUGCCAACAUUUCUAAAAACCUGUUUUUGAUUUGUCAUUAUGGGGUAUUGUGUGUAGAUUGAUUAUGAUUUGUAUUUAUUUAAUCCAUUAAUAGAAUAAGGCUGUAACGUAACAAAAUGUGGAAAAAGUCAAGGGGUCUGAAUACUUUCUGAAUGCACUGUACUACAUUUUAGACAGUAUGAGGGUAUUUUCUUCCUAGAGACAGCUAGACUGCUGAUCUGUGGGUUUUUGAUUGACUGGCACAAAUAAACUCUAAUUUGAUGCACGCGAGCUGCCACUCCAAGUACCCUCAAUAGCCCGGUUGCAGAGGCAUUUAAUAAUGUCUACAUACUAGAACACAGGGGAGUGUGAUGUGCACUGCAGGUCUUACCAUACCCAUCUCGACCAGUACCUUGGUGAAUAAAAUGUGUGUACUGACUCUUUCUUCUCCUUGCGUGUCCACCAGGACCUGAAGGCCAACGAGUCUCGUCUGAGGGACAUCAACAAGGUGGCGUCUGAGCUGGAGUCUGAGGGCCUGAUGGUCGAGGAGGCAACCAUGGUCCAAGCUCAGGUAAUGUAGCCCGCUAAUGCAGAGAUAUGUCAUAUAUUUCAUUUGUCAAAGAUGAAAGCCUAUGAAGCAAUUGUUAUUAGUAUUUGUGUGAGAUUAUUUUACAUUAUUUGAAAAAUAGCAAAGGUAUUCACUUUCCAGUGAUACCAGUGUAAAACGAUUAGCUCAACUUUACUAUUUUUUUUUCUCCAGGAACAAGUAAUGGUGGGUUCCACACCUGGCAAGGUAAAGACGACUCCUGAGUUUCAAUACAUUUUGAUUUAACAGUAUAAUGUAUCUAGAAUGUUUAUUUCUAUCAUGCAUGUAACCCACAUUUCCCUGUUUGAUCCAACAGGAUGAUGUCGAUACCAAAAAUGCUUCACCAUGGAAGGUAAGACUGUCUUGACCAAUCAACAUAGUCUCAUGGAUAUCCAAACAAAGCAUUUUGUCUCCCUAACUAUAUAGUUUUAGUCUGACCAUGUCGAUUUUGUCCAUAAAAGAUUGGACAGCAUGUAGCCUGUCAAUCUGGACUUGUCGUCAUUUGAAUCUGAGCAUGAUUAAACUGCAUUGGGGUUUUGACACUGUGGGAGUCCAAAAUAUUUGGAUGAACCUGAAUCAUGGAUUCAUGCCCACUAAUUCAGCCUUGUUCAUAGGACCUUUCAACAGUUAAUGUAAGACGUACUUGUUAACACAAACAAGAGACAAGCAAAUGAAUGGAAGACCUGGCACUUACCACUCACCAUUCGAUAUAUUCUACUCUAUACUUAGAAGUACUCUACUGUUCACUAGCUACUCUAGUGAACUUGUUUACUCUAGCUACCUGUUUAUUAGGGUUUCAUUAGGGUAAAACAUGAGUUGUAAGGUAAUUUUGACCUAUUAGAACCCUCAUUACACCUAAAACAGCUGAACACACAUCGCAGACACAUGUUGAUACACCAAUAGAUGGAUUUAGCUAGAAGACGGUAUUAUAUGUAUCUUUGUUGACGCAGCCUACACAUAAACCCCCAUGGUAACUUUUGCCCUGAGCUGUAGUCAGCGCUCUAGUUUCCGUGUCCACUGCAUGUACGGUAAUGGUGGUCCUUUGGUGGUUUGGGGCCUGCUGGUCUUCUAUCGCCAUCGAUGGUGCCGGCUGUCUCUUGGGCAACAGUGGAAGACAUGGGCAGCCUUUAGCCCCCCGCUGUGCUAACAUGGUGCCUUUCUGUUUUUGUCCCAAUCCCCCUCCCCUCCUCCCCCCCUUUUCCUGUCCUCCCUCCUUUCUGCUCUGAUUUUUUUCACCUUUGAUUGUAGAAUGUACGCUUGGCUGUUCAAACGACGGCUAACUUUAAUACUAUCAAGGUAAGAUUUCUAAAGACCACUCCCUCGAUCCCGCCCCCUCCUCCUCCCCCCUUGCAUUUAUGUCCUCCUGGCUUGUCUCAUACCUGCAUCGUGUUGGUUCUGGAGACUAACCCUUUUAUCAACGUGGUCUUGCCAUGCGUUCGUGGUCAUCCUGUGGUUCCAUUGUCUUGUCAAUCAUCGGUCUGGAGUCUGUCCGUGUCUACAGUCCUUACGUGGUAUUUUUGUUAUCGUCAUGUCGCCGAUGUCAUUGAACGGCCCUCAUUCCUGUUUUAUUUUGUCUCACCCCCCUCUCCUUUUAACCAUUGUUAUUUGAUUUCGAAAGGAAGGAAGGCUGGUACAAAAGGCAUUGAAAUAUGCCUCAACACCAUCUUUGUUACCCUAGCGUUUUGUCAUUUCUCUCUCCAUUGUUUCUCCGUCCUGUGUAUCGUCAUUGACAUUCAUUCAUCUCCCAGUCUGACUUUCCAUGUUCCUCGUUACCAACCCCUUUUAAAUCCAACAGCCUCCUUUUACGUCAGUCUGUCUGUCAAACACACGGCGCACAAGCUGAAUCAAUGAGCCCUUUACUGAUUCACAAUUUAUAUUCACAACUGAUAUCAGUUUAAGACCCUCAUUGCUCAAGAUUACCAGGAUUCGGCUCCAUUCCACUGGGCUCCUUUGUAACUCAGUCAAUUCAGAUAAGAGUUCAAAUUCAUCUAAUAAAUGAAGUAAUUUUGUUUUCAUUCAUUGAGUUGAAAUUGAAUUUAUCCCAAUCCGGAAGGAUAUGCAACCAAGAGUCUAUAUAUCUAAAUAACAUCCUGAAAAUAAGUAAUUUAUCAAUUCAAUAAACAUUCACUCAAUUUGAAUCGGCUAAAUUGGAGCACUGGGUUCCAGAAACCUCGGCAAAGGCCUCAUGGGAUUGAUUGGAUCCUGUCGAAGCUCUGUCUACCUCUGUGAUUGGGUGAUAACAGUGUCCGGGGUGUGUUUGUAGGAGCUGAACAACCGCUGGAGGUCCCUGCAGCAGCUGGCUGAGGAGAGAAGCAACAUGCUGGGGAGUGCCCAUGAGGUGCAGAGGUUCCACAGGUACACAAACACACACACACACACACAUAUAACAUAUAUAGCCGCACACAUCUACAGAAGGUAUAUGAAGUGCACACACCAUGUUCAAACUGAUGCGAAAGAAAACUGCACAUUUAAAGUCUGCACACAGACAUCUGUGUUUUAAGGUGACACGUAUUGGCCCAUGUAGGUUCCUGAUGAAGACCAUCAAGGUCAAAACUUACUGCUAUUCAAGAUCACCUCAGGAAGAAAUAAAAAGUUGGUGGACAUGAAUAUUUUAACACACUGAACACUGGCUGGUGUGAAAACGAAAAACAAAAUGGCUGCUUGUUGUCCUCAGGGAUGCAGAUGAGACCAAGGAGUGGAUCGAGGAGAAGAACCAGGCCCUGAACACAGACAACUACGGCCACGACCUGGCUAGCGUUCAGGCUCUGCAGCGCAAACAUGAGGGCUUUGAGAGAGACCUGGCCGCCCUGGGAGACAAGGUGAGCGGGAACACGCACAUGUACACACACACACACACACAUUCAGUUGCCAUUUUGAUUAUCCUUUUUCAAGACAAUACUGACCCUCCGCUGAUCUAAGGUUUGAAGACGAGGUGAGCAGAAACACACACACACACACACACACGUGCGCAUUUGUCUACUGUGUCGAUCGUCCUUCUUCAAUAAGAUACUGACCCUCAGUAAGAGCAGGACCAAACAAUGACACACACUUUUAUUUGUCUACUGUUUGAAGAAAAUAACCCUUAGCGGAUCUUUGCCUUCCUCUCCCCUGUUCCAGGUGAACUCUCUGGGGGAGACGGCAGAGCGUCUGAUCCAGUCCCACCCGGAGGCUGUGGACGACAUCCAGGAGAAGUGCACAGAGCUCAACACGGCCUGGAGCAGCCUAGUGGCGCGUGCCGACCAGCGCAAGGACAAGCUGGGCAACUCCCACGACCUGCAGCGCUUCCUGUCCGACUUCAGGGACCUGAUGUCCUGGAUCAACGGCAUCCGAAGCUUGGUCUCCUCAGAGGAACUGGCCAAAGAUGUGACCGGGGCUGAGGCCCUGCUGGAGAGACACCAGGUACUGGUAUAUGAACACACACAGAUGCACACAAAAGCACUUGUACCGUCCACCCCCUGUAUCUUGUGGACACCAGGUGAACCCGAUUCCACAUAUAGACACAAACAAGCAUCUAGUCCAUCCAAUAUACACCUGCAAUCUUACCAUCCUCUCUCCCGCUUCCCUCUUUCCAGGAGCACCGUACUGAGAUCGACGCCCGUGCAGGCACCUUCCAGGCCUUUGAGCAGUUUGGCCAGCAGCUGCUGGCACGCGGCCACUACGCCAGUCCGGAGAUCCAGCAGAAGCUGGAGGCCCUGGACCGCGAGAGGGCCGACCUGGAGAAGGCCUGGGUCCAGAGACGCAUGAUGCUGGACCAAUGCCUGGAGCUCCAGGUUGGGGAGACACGCAUACGCACGCUCGCACACACACCGGCACAUUCAAUCAUUAAUACUGUAGAAUAAACUAUGAAACACGCUUGCCUCAAUACAGGGACACAGCGCACACACAUUAAGUUCGCAAAUUGGCAAUGUUUGACCAUAAUUUAAGUGUAACUUAAUUUAAGUAAAUGAAAUGACACAGCAUAAAACCUCAGUAAAAAUAAAAUUCAAAAAUAUGCACUCUUAGAAACCCCCUUGUUGCUUACCUUCUGGGGCACGGAAGGGUGGCAGAUCAUUCCUUAAGCCUUCCAAAACCAAACACCUCAUCUCAGUGGCUUUUGGUUAUUUCAACUUAAGGACAUGUUGGUGUGUCUACAUUACUUUAGUUUCCUUUGCUCCAGACUUGACAGUGUGCCUUUGAUGAACUAGGCCUAAUCUAGUUUGUGUGCUGCCAACUCGCGGAAUACAAAUUAAAUAAUUAUACCACACACAACCUCGAGAAAACAUCAAUUACUAGCCUAGCCAGUAUACAACCUAUCCUAGUGAGUCAUCUCUCUCCUCUCCUCCCUCAGCUGUUCAACCGUGACUGUGAGCAGGCUGAGAACUGGAUGGCAGCGCGCGAGGCCUUCCUGGCCAGUGACGACAAGGGCGACUCCCUUGACAGCGUGGAGGCCCUCAUCAAAAAACACGAGGACUUUGACAAGGCCAUCAACGUGCAGGAGGAGAAGAUUGCUGCCCUGCAGUCCUUUGCUGACCAGCUGGUCGGCGCUGACCACUACGCCAAGCCUGAGAUCUUCAAACGUCGCAACGAAGUCCUGGACAGGUCACUCUAGCUUCAUCUUUAGAUGACCGUGUGUGACUUUGUAUGUGCGUAUCUGUUAGUGGCCAAUUCCAUGGUACUGGAAUAAUGUUGAGACUCUGAUUUUUCACUUUAAAAAAUAUGGUUUGUUAAACUUUGAAUCAAUGGUUUUUGUCUCAGCGUAAUUCCAUUACCAUGGAAUUGCCCUAGUGUAACUGCCUGCCCUAGUGUAACUGUGCCUGCCUGUGUUUGUCCUCCCGGUCUGUAGGUGGCGCCGUCUGAAGGCCCAGAUGAUUGAGAAGCGCUCCAAGCUGGGCGAGUCCCAGACCCUGCAGCAGUUCAGCCGUGAUGUGGACGAGAUCGAGGCCUGGAUCAGCGAGAAGCUGCAGACAGCCACCGACGAGUCCUACAAGGACCCCACCAACAUCCAGGUACAGGAUUGGCUAGGAAUAUCACAAUGACAGGCUCCAUCCAUGGAGGUUCAAGACUGAACCAUAGAGAUGGAUAGUGGGCACACUUGCCACAAAAGACAGAUAGCAAUCGGUAGCGCCGUGGAGGGCUUUCAGCAUGGGACGUACACCCUCUAACCAUCUCUAUGGGCUGCCCCUAGGCCCCUAACCACUGAUCUAGGGUCAGUUUACCCAACCCCAUAACCAUUAGUAGGAUAACAAAUAUCUGAUCAGUGGUUAGGGGCAACUUUUACUUUUUUAUUCUUGUCAGAUGAGGCACAUUGACUUGAUCAAAAGAUCAUGAUCAAUUACCGACUUGGAACACCCUAUUUCUUUCACCAGAAUUUCUGGCGACCCCACUCCAAAUCUAACGGUUUAACCUUAAUAUUGGUAAAUGUUGAUUUUUACAUCAACAAAUAACCUUCAAUUCAUUACAUUUAAUCUCUUAUUAAAAUUAAGAGAACCAAUAAAUACAUUUACUCUAACAUUUUAUUUUUCAAAUACAUUUGUAUAUUGCCAUAAUUUUUUUUGUAUGUAUUUAUAUUAAACAUUUGGCGACCCCACUGUAAUUCCUCCGCAACCUUGAAUACCACAAGGCCUACAAGGCAUUUUAUUUUUGUUUCAAAAGAUGGUAAACCGAUUUUGGGGGAGGGUGAGAGUUUGUAAAUAUAAGUUAAAUGACAUCUAACUUGUCAGUGGUUUCAAUACUGCAGUGUAAUACUGUGUAAAUGUAUUGUUGCUCCCUGUUAAUGACUACAAUGCCCCCUUACCUGUAACUACUGAACCAACCCCCAUGUGUGUCUAUAUGGGACUGAUUCUCUCCUCUGUUUUUAUUGUCUCGUUUAUAGCUGUCCAAGCUGCUGGUAAGUUGAAUAGUGUGUCCGCUAAACUAACAUCCAAAGUAGGUUUUUCUGUCACGUGUCCGUGUCUGUUGCCUUGUCUGUUGUAGAUACGUUUGUAGAAUGCCAUCCCGUCCGUCUAUUUUACGUGUUCAUCCGCACUCGCGAGUGCCCGCUUCUUUUUUGUAUGGGUUUUAUACGUGUUCAUUUUCCCCCAUCUUGUGCCAUCACUGCACAUGUUUGUAUAUGACUGUAGUUGUUUCCAUUUUAGCAAAUGUCACUUCUUGUAGUUGCUGGUUGUGGCUUCUAUAUAUAUUUUUUUUGGUUUGUUUGUCUGCGGUUAGGUCAUCUUCAAACUUGCUCCACAUAUUGUUGCUUAAAAAACAAAAAAAUCCUAUAAAUCUUGACAAAUGUAUAUAAACAUGAGAGACCGAGAUUGAUGUGCCUCGCCUUUUUUGUAAGCUAGCAGCAGUCAUGGUUGUAACCAAAAACCACGUUUUAGCCGCAAAAGCAGUAACUUCAAGGAUAGCUCCGACACCUCGCAUAAGUGUUUUGUCCGCUCUCUUCCCCUCUCAAUCCCUGGUUGUGUAAAAACAAAGUGUGGAAUGAGUUUUGAAAAGACCCCCUCUUCUGUAUUUUGUCGCGGGCUCGUUGUGGGUCCGUUUCAUCUCCAUUUUGUUUGUCACCUUGGUGUGUCUUGUCCUGUAGAAGUCAGUCCGACACAUUGUCUGUCCUCAUUUGGUGGUGUCUGAAUUUCACCUUAUCUUUGUUCAUUUUUUUUCACUACAUGUGUGGAUGUUGUCUUACAGUCAUCUCCUGGAGAUCUUGAUAGCAGAUGAGUUACUUGACAAUUAGGCUAUUCUAAGUUUAUUUUUUAUUUUUACUUUGUCAGAAUUACAUGGCCAGUAUUGAAUAGAGGAGAAUCCUAGCCAAUUUUGAGUGCUUGAGAGACUGUUUUACAACCGGAAUAUGCAGCAUUUGUUUCAUCAACUGCGUACCCGUAUCAACUGCGUGUUGGCCAUUUGCGGUUAUACACUAGUGCCGGUGUAAAGUUAUUUUAGGACAUCGAACAUGACAAUGACAUUAAUGCAUGCUAAUAGGUAAAUAGUUAACAAGCAAGAUAACCAGCCAAUUCAAAACAUAGUGUCGUUUUGGCUGGUUAUCUAGUUAGUCUGUUUUACCUGCUGCGCAAAUGACUCUCUCGCGCACUUUCUCUCUCCUCUGGCAAUGGCCCAUUUGUACACAUGCAGGUGACGUGCACACACCAUUACUUUUUCAUAAUUUUAAUUGCUGACCAAAAACGAGCUAUAACUGGGCAAAUAACUCACUAACAAUUAUUAUCAACAAAUGUGCAAAUGCGGCUCGCUUUGAUCUCAAAAACACAUCUCGCGACUGCAUGAUUGAAAGACUGCUCGUGCCUGUCAAUGAAGGCCUACAAUAAUUAUACUCUGAUGCGAUCUUCAGAGAUUGGGAGGACAGUGAACAAAACAUCGCAUCCGGAGGACACUUUAAUCCAAUUAUAUGAUCGGAGUAGCCUAAUUGUUUGAUAUUUUGAUUUUUGCGUGUUUUUUUUAAAACUUGUCCAUUCGAACAACUGAAAUCUAUAAUCUGCUUGUCCAACAUUUUAUUUUACUUGCCUCGGGCAAGCGGACAAGCGUUAAUGUCGAGCCCUGAAUAGUCAAUAGCCCCAAAUAGGGGAUAUUCACUCUCCACGUACAAACAUAAACAUAUACGUGAAAAAGGACUGCCACUUAUGAAGCAUAUUGUAAAAAGUGCUAUUCUAAUAUAUACAGUGCCUUUGGAAAGUAUUCAGACCCCUUGAUCUUUUUCCAGAUUUUGUUACGUUACAGCCUUACUGUAAAAUGGAUUUAAAAAAUAUAUAAUCCUCAGCAAUCUACACACAAUACCCCAUAGUGACAAAGCGAAAACAGGUUUUUAGAAUUUUUUGCAAAUGUAUUACAAAUACAAAACAGAUACCUUCUUUACAUAUGUCUUCAGACCCUUUGCUAUGAGACUCGAAAUUGAGUUCAGGUGCAUCCUGUUUCCAUUGAUCAUCCUUGAUGUUUCUGCAACUUGAUUGGAGUCCACCUGUGGUAAAUUCAAUUGAUUGGACAUGAUUUGGAAAGGCACACACCUGCCUAUAUAAGUCCCACAGUUGACAGUGCAUGUCAGAGCAAAAACCAAGCCAUGAGGUCGAAGGAAUUGUCCGUAGAGCUCCGAGACAGGAUUGUGUCGAGACACAGAUCUGGGGAAGGGUAAAAACAAAAUUCUGCAGCAUUGAAGGUCCCCAAGAACACAGUGGCGUCAUAAUUCUUAAAUUGAAGAAGUUUGGAACCACCAAGACUCUUCCUAGAGCUGGCCGCCCGGCCAAACUGAGCAAUCGGGGGAGAAAGGCCUUGGUCAAGGAGGUGACCAACAACCCGAUGGUCACUCUGACAGAGCUCCAGAGUUCCUCUGUGGAGAUGGGAGAACCUUCCAGAAGGACAAUCAUCCCUGCAGCACUCCACCAAUCAGGCCUUUAUGGUAGAGUGGCCAGACGGAAGCCACUCCUCAGUAAAAGGCACAUGACAGCCCGCUUGGAGUUUGCCAAAAGGCACCUAAAGACUCUCAGACCAUGAGAAACAAGAUUCUCUGGUCUGAUGAAACCAAGAUUGAACUUUUUGGCCUGAAUGCCAAGUGUAACGUCUUUGGGAAACCUGGCACCAUCCCUAUGGUGAAACAUGGUGGUGGCAGCAUCAUGCUGUGGGGAUGUUUUUCAGCGGCAGGGCCUGGGAGACUAGUCCGGAUCGAGGCAAAGAUGAACAGAGCAAAGUACAGAGAGUACCUUGAUGAAAACCUGCUACAGAGUGCUCAGGACCUCAGACUGGGGCAAAGGUUCACCUUCCAACAGGACAACAACAGCCAAGACACCGCAGGAGUGGCUUCGGGACAAAUCUCUGAAUGUCCUUGAGUGGCCCAGCCAGAGCCCGGACUUGAACUGAUCGAACAUCUCUGGAGAGACCUGAAAAUAGGUGUGCAGCAACGCUCCCCAUCCAACCUGACAGAGCUUGAGAGGAUCUGCAGAGAAGAAUGGGAGAAACUCCCCAAAUACAGAUGUACCAAGGUUGUGGCAUCAUACCCAAGAAGACUCAAGGCUGUAAUCGCUGCAAAAGGCGCUUCAACAAAGUACUGAGUGAAGGGUCUGAAUACUUUUUAUAUACAUUUGCGGAAAUUUCUAAAAACCUGUUUUUGCUUUGUCAUUAUGGGGUGUUGUGUGUAGAUUGAUGACAGGGGAAAAAACUAUGUAAUCAAUUUUAGAAUAAGGCUGUAACAUAACAAAAUGUGGAAGAAGUCAAGAGGUCUGAAUACUUUCCGAAUGCACUGCCUCUUUAUUUGAAUGCACUUAUUCUAUAGAAGAGCAUCUGCUAAAUGACUAAAUUGCCUUUUCAAUUGUACAUCAACCCUUACCAACACAUAAUUUCUAAGUAGCCUACCGGAGGGUGUUUUCACACAAUCUAAGGGAGAUGUCACCCAUCCAGCACCAACCCACUGGCUCUCAAUAACUCCAUGGUUCUCACUCUCUCUCUUCCUUCCUUCUCUUGCCUGCUCUCACAGAGUAAGCACCAGAAGCACCAGGCCUUCGAGGCGGAGCUGCAUGCCAACGCAGACCGCAUCCGCGGGGUCAUCGACACGGGCAACGCCCUCAUCCAGAGAGGGGCCUGCGCCGGCAGUGAGGACGCAGUUCAGGUACACACACGGUCUUUAAACAUCAUACUUGUAGCUAUACACACACCUUAUAAUUGUAAGUAUAAAAACGUUCUUUACAUACACCUACAAAAGCCACUUCAAGGACGAAAGCCUUUGAGGAAAAACAUGGUGAUCAUAUUGCAGACAAAUGUUAAAUACGUUCUCAUCCUAUGCCACUCAAGCAACGUGAACUAGUUCUUGCCUUGUUCAACAUCUACUGUUUUUGUCACUAGUCCACAACUGGGUAUCUAACCUGUGCAUGUGUUUCUUUAGUCACGUCUCGGUGCUCUGGAUGAGCAGUGGCAGUUCCUGGUGAACAAGUCAGCAGAGAAGAGCCAGAAGCUCAAGGAAGCCAACAAGCAGCAGAACUUCAACACUGGCAUCAAGGACUUUGACUUCUGGCUAUCUGAGGUAAAAACAAAUGACAAUUUUUUUUAGACUUCUUUCGUGAAAUCCACCACAUUCCUCCACCAUCCACCACACAAUUCUCAGAAGUCAAAGAUGCUGAUAUUUGGUCUGUGAUGAGAAAUCGUAUACUCAGUACUGAAAACCCUGAUGUUUAAUAGGAUUCAUCUGAGACCUGCACAGAUAGUCAGUAAGAUUAGAAAAGGAGAGGUUUGGUUUACUGAACAGACACCCAAAAAUACAUCACAUCUGAGUUUGUUUCCAGCCAUUUAGUCAAUGUUAGACGGAUUUUAAAUGGGCUUAAAAUAAAGUUGGAUUUGACACGUUAACCCAUUCACCUACCUGUGCUAUAGUAAAGAUAAAAAUAUAUAAAAUAAAAGAUGCUGAGAUUUAAUUUGGGAAAAAUGCUCUCUGAAAACAAAGACGAUGAGUAACUACCGUUCACUAAAUUACUUUUGUUUCCUCUUGUUUUUCUCUGCAGGUCGAGGCCCUUCUUGCCUCUGAGGAUUAUGGCAAAGACCUGGCCUCAGUCAAUAACCUGCUGAAGAAACACCAGCUUCUGGAAGCCGACAUCUCUGCUCAUGAGGUAAUGUAUCCAACGUUCACAUAUCUCGCUGUUAAACUACAGCCACCACCAUCAUGGGACUGAGCUUCUUCAGUUGGACCAAGGGAAGGCCUUGCCUGAAAAUGGCUGAAUGAUCAAGUCUGGCCUCAGCUGGGGUCCUUGAUGUACUUAAUGUGAGAAAUGCUAUAUUUGAAAUCCGUUAUCUUUACACUUCCAUGUUAUAUGCUGACUGGCUGAAAGGUGACACUGCCUCAGUUUGGUUCGACAUUGAAACCUCUCUGUCCAAGUGUCGCCUAUUGAACUUAUCAUUCUUACAUAACAUCUGUCUUUGAAUGUUUUUUGUACAAAUCACUGAAGGUAUCCACCAGUACAGGCUAGUGCUUUGCGUUGAACGUCUUUCUGUCUGUCUACAGGACCGCCUGAAGGACCUGAACGGCCAGGCCGACAGCCUGACGGCCAGCACGGCCUUCGACCCCACCCAGGUCAAGGACAAGCGCGACGCUGUCAACGGACGCUUCGCCAAGAUCAAGAGCAUGGCCGCCGGCCGCCGCGCAAAGCUCAACGAGUCACACCGCCUGCACCAGUUCUUCAGGGACCUGGACGACGAGGAGUCUUGGAUCAAGUAAGAGCUCCCCCUGGAGUUGUGGAGGAAUGGAUGCAAGACAAAGUCUUGGAGUGUUUUUGGUGUUGAGACAUUGAGGUCAAUUACUAACACACUCGCCCGCUUCUUUUUUCUUUCUCUCUUCGUCUCUUUUGUUCUCCAUCCAGAGAAAAGAAAUUGCUAGUGAGUUCGGAAGACUAUGGACGUGAUUUGACAGGAGUGCAGAAUCUGAGGAAGAAACACAAGAGGCUGGAAGCUGAGUUGGGGGCCCACGAGCCAGCCAUCCAGUCUGUGCAGGACACUGGGAAGAAGCUGUCCGACGACAACACCAUCGGCCAGGAGGAGAUUGAGCAGAGGCUGGGCCAGUUUGAGGAGCACUGGACCGAGCUGAAGGACCUGGCUGCAGCCAGGUGAGACUGGACACACAGACACACUGGUUCAUUGUGAUACACAUACACUAACACACACACACAUUCUGACUAACGCGCACACACAUUCUGACACACACACUCUGAUACUACCACAAUACUGGUAUCGUCUCGGCCCGAUCUGAUACACACAAACACAAAUGAACAUGCACACCACACACAGGUGAAACACCAUUAUCUUAGGCAUUCAUUGAUAAUGUAAAACAUUUUUUGUGUAUGUCUGAUCAGAGGUCAGAGGCUGGAGGAGUCGCUGGAAUACCAGCAGUUUGUUGCGAAUGUUGAAGAGGAGGAAGCCUGGAUGAAUGAGAAGCUGAACCUGGUGGGAAGCGAAGACUACGGGGAUACCCUGGCCGCCGUGCAGGGCCUGUUAAAGAAGCAUGAGGCGUUUGAGACUGACUUCACCGUGCACAGGGACAGAGUGAAUGAUGUGUGUUCCAACGGAGACGAGCUCAUCAAGAAGGUACGUCUCAGCCAAACACUGACCAUACAAAUGAUAUGAUAAUGAUAUGUUAUGACUAAGAGACCAGGUACCAACUGAAAUGUUUUUUUUUUUUUUUUUUUUACAAUUUACAUUUUCACUUGACUUGCCAGUUGUCGAUUCACCCAGACUGAUUUUAAAUGCAUAUUGUGUUCGUGUCCCUGUCCCUCAAUUAGAACAACCACCACGUGGACAGCAUCUCAGCCAAGAUGACGUCCCUGCGGGGCAAGGUGUCUGAGCUGGAGAGGGCUGCUGCCAUGAGGAAAGCCAAGCUGGACGAGAACUCUGCCUUCCUGCAGUUCAACUGGAAGGCCGACGUGGUGGAGUCCUGGAUUGGUACGCGAGAGGGGGUUCUCAAUAAUACUGUUACUGUUGUGUUCAGUCUUUAAGCUCAUCAGUUUUUUUUUUUUAGGGUGAACUAACUCGGAAGUAAAAUGUUCAGAUUUUUCAUGAGUUUUCACAAAAUAUGAAAGUGUUGAUUACUAUUUGAGUGCAUUACUCAAUCUGUAUGGUCUGGUUGUUUGUGCAGGUGAGAAGGAGAAUAGCCUGAAGACUGAUGACUACGGACGAGAUCUCUCCUCUGUGCAGACGUUGCUCACUAAGCAGGUAUGGUGUAGCAAUGUGUAUCUCCCAAAUGAGUGAUGCCACGGCCACCAUUUUGUUCCAGAAGCAUCAGCUAGACACAUUCUCCCAUGCCUCAUGUUCCUUCUUCCCUCCUCGGGUCUACAGGAGACGUUUGACGCUGGUCUGCAGGCCUUCCAGCAGGAGGGCAUCACCAACAUCACGGCCCUCAAGGACCAGCUGCUGGCAGCCAAGCACGUCCAGUCCAAGGCCAUCGAAGCCCGCCACGCCGCACUCAUGAAGCGCUGGAACCAGCUGCUCGACAACUCACAGGCACGCAAGAAGAAGCUGCUGGAGGCCCAGGAGCACUUCAGGAAGGUAGGAUAUCUUAAUGACUACAAUUCAUAGAUCAUUAUCAUUGGUGUUCAUAUUAUGGUCGGUCAAACCUCACUGAAUCGAGCCCCCCCUCCCAGGUGGAAGACCUCUUCCUGACCUUUGCCAAGAAGGCAUCGGCCUUCAAUAGCUGGUUUGAGAACGCAGAGGAGGACCUGACGGACCCUGUGCGCUGCAACUCGCUGGAGGAGAUCCGGGCACUGCGCGAUGCCCACGAGGCCUUCCGUUCGUCGCUGAGCUCGGCACAGGCCGACUUCAACCAGCUGGCCGAGCUUGACCGGCAGAUCAAGAGUUACCAGGUGGUGUCCAACCCCUACACCUGGUUCACCAUGGAGGCCCUGGAGGAGACCUGGAGAAACCUGCAGAAGAUCAUCAAGGUGAUGAGGGAGAGGGAGAGGGAAGAGGGGUGGGAGGUAGUCUGGUCCCAGAUCUGUUUGUUCUGUAUCGUCAACAGGGUGGGAAAUGAACACCUGCCAAAUGUGGGUAGAUUUUCACCAGCCACGUUGGCGGGUGAUCACGCAGAGCAUUUGGGAAACAUUUUAAUCCAAAGCCCAAAUGCAGAAGUGUGACUUUGUCCUUGUGUUUCUUGGCUAGUUACAUCGUUUUGUUCACAUGCUUUGAGUUUGCAACUGUCAGCUGCUAGCGAAGAGAUUGAGAUUCUCAUCUCUGACAGAAAGACAGUGCCUCGUUGCCACGUUUUUUUUUUGUACUCAUAUUUGGGGCUACAUUGUGCUUGAUUGAGCAUGGAACACUUUUUCAUUAUUAAAACACUGAUAUAUAAUUUUAUUGUGCUCCUAAAUGUAUUUGUGUGGUCCUAAAUUUCAAUUUAUGUACUCCUUGUAAAAAAUGUCAGCGUAGAGCCCUGAAUUAUUAUAAUAAUAAAUCAACUGUAUCGCUCAGCAUUUUGUGGCAGGGCAGGCACUUUGUUGAUUCUUGAUAUCUGAGUGUCUGUUAGAUUUUUCCAUGUACCUGCCACAGUGGCUGGUGAACCAAAAAGUAUAUUUCUCACCCUGAUCUUCAACCAAUUGGCACGACAACAACCAUAUGAGUUGGCUAUACAACACAGAUCUGAGGAUCAGGCUUAGUGUUGAGGACAGGCAAACCUCGUGUCAAAUUCCAAAUGUAUACUGUAGUGCUCUACUUUUGACCAGAACCCACAAGGGGCUUCUGUGAAGGGCUCAGUGGAUUUUGGGGGAGUGAAUCUGCAUUUUGUCUGGGAAGCACUUCAUCAAUCCAUCUAUAUAGGAACGAGAGCUGGAGUUGCAGAAGGAGCAGAGGAGGCAGGAGGAGAACGACAAGCUGCGGCAGGAGUUUGCGCAGCAUGCCAACGCAUUCCACCAGUGGCUGCAGGAGACCAGGUAGGGUCUGGAUCUGUUGUGCUAGGAAGGCAGUGCACUCCUUAUUUGAUAUAUUGGAAUAUUCUAGGAAUGGGAUGGGGAGACUGUUAAUAUCAUUCUAUUUUUAAAUCCAAAUGUCCAUGCAUCACCUUACCCAAUAAGAAAUCAAUGGAGCUACCUGGACUUUAAAUGUGCCUGCUGCUCAGAAAUGUAUGUCCUGUCUAUCUCUGCCACCUUGUUGUUCUCUGGCCAUAGAGAACAGGGUGCUAUUCAUCGGAGCGACGAGUGAACAGUUGCAGAUAGAUGUGUUGUAUGAAACCUACAUGAUGCUCUAUUGUACACAACACACUUCUGUCUGCAAUGCUCUGAAUGUCUCUCCUCACUGAAUAGGCCCCAGGCAAAGCAUGAUUUGUGUAUUGUGGGUUGUAGGUGGAUGGGGAGAACUGUUACAACUUCUACACAACCACACAAGUGGUCUGUAAAUGUUUCAAACUGAAAAUGGAUCAUACUGCGGAUGUACCUGUGCUCAGACUGUAUUUCUGUGUGUAUGUUUGUUAGAGAGCGAUCACGCAAUGGCCAAUGUGCCCCUGCCUAAUGUUUCUAACCAUUGUCUCUUUCUCUCCCCCCCCCCCACACCCCUUUCCCGCUCCUUCCGUCUCUCUUGCUGCUACCUCGCUGAUGCUUGGGAAUCACUUUGCUGAUCAGGACAUAUCUUCUGGAUGGGUUAAUAUCAUAUUUUACUGUCUCUGUGUGUGUUUGUUUGUGUGUGUCUGACUGUGCGAGUGGGAUCAAAUCAAUAUAAUGAGACGAUGAUGAAAUCAAGGUCUGUGAUCUGAAAGAUGGGUAGAUUGGAGUGAUGGCGCUUGCCACCAUUUAGGUUUGCUGUUGAGCCACUGCAGGUUUGGUGUCAAGUCAGUGGCAAAAUGUUGCAUCAUACAUGUUGUUUACAUAGAACCACCAGGUAACUGUUACCACGUGAAGAAAUUGAAGGUAAAACUGGACCAGGUUUCACUUAUAUUCUAGGGAAUCCAUAUUUUAUUGUGUAAUAUUACUGUAACGCCUUUUCUUUUCCUUUUUUUUGUAAAACAUUUUCAUCUUUGUAUAAUUUUCUUUUCUAUUAUUAUUUGCUCUCUUUUCCUCCUUCCUUCUCUAAAUAGCAUAGCUUAUCGACGGGUUGUCCGUGUCUUUCAGUAUGAAGUCAGCGAUGAUCUUUCCGGAAGGUCUUUUCCCUUUUCUCCUGGUUUUCCAAACCAUCUCCCUCACUCCCUUUUUCCUUUUCCCAUCGUUACUUUCAUCAUGCCCUCUUGGUUGCGUGUCUUCAUGCACUUUUAAAACCCACCAUUUGGGCUCGGUGUGCUCAGUUUCAUCUCUACUAACUUCACCGCAAUGUAGCUCCCUGGAAACUAAGAUCAACCUCAUGAUUGGUCUGCAUACUCUUUUCAAGUCUGGCUACAUUGAGCAGCGUUUUAAAGGAGUGACUUUCACCAUCUUUUGGGGAUUUUUUAUUUCACCAAAUUCAGGGGUGGAAAUUGCAAAACAUGUUGUUGGACACUGUACUUGAAACAUUGUAAUUUCUUUCUGAGCUGAAUUUGUUACACUUCAUUCACAACAGAUUCAAGGUAAAAUGUAGUUUCCAGCCCUGUGCACUGUAGCCCUAACCUCCCAUGGUAGAUUACCACGGCUAUCAGUUGGCUUCUUUGGCAUGGAUUGAUUGGCUUUGUGCAAAGGCCAGUGUAUUUUGGGAUUUCUUGUAGUUUUUCUUCGUAGUUUUCUAAUUUGUAUAACUUAACACCAUUUGAGGUAAGUCCAGUGACAUUUCUAGGGAAAUGGAUGGCCUUGAACAUUUUGAGAUGUUUGAAACGGUUGUUGUUUUUACUACUGUUUUGUACUUCUGUUUCCUUACCUUUUUAAUUUACCAAAUGUUCCCAGCCGUAUGUUCUAUGAAAUUUGUUGUGAGGUUUCAUACAAAUAUUUACUUUGCUUCUUUACAAAAAUCAUUGGUUAUUUGUUUCAAUUAGUAAAUUACCAGAUUUGUUUGGAAUCUCUUGACGCACAACUGGUAUAGUCAAAUGUAUGAAUUUGAUAUUAUUAUCAAAAUGAGAAUGUAUCAUAGAGUAGCAAUGAAGUUGGAUCGGUGGUUAAGAAUCCAAGGGUUCCUACUACCAGAUUGGUGUGUGUGUGUGUGUGUGAGGACUCUGUGUGUAUUUGUCUGCAACUGCGCGUGUAUGACUGACUGUAUCACCUGAUCUUGAUGGCUAUGGCAUGUUGUCUAUCCCAAUAUUUGAUCAGCCUAGAAUUCUCCUGUCCCCUGACACUUGUGUGUAUACAUCUAGGUCCUGCAUGGUAGAAGAGUCCGGAACCUUGGAAUCACAGCUUGAGGCAACCAAGGUAAGAAAGAAACCCUUGUCAUUUAUGCUAUAGACAACCAUUUUGGCUAUUUCAUUGCAUAGCCUCACCUGUGUGUCACUCGCUCUCUGUAGCGUAAGCACCAGGAGAUCCGGGCCAUGCGCAGCCAGCUGAAGAAGAUCGAGGACUUGGGAGCGGCCAUGGAGGAAGCCCUGAUCCUGGACAACAAGUACACAGAACACAGCACGGUGGGCCUGGCCCAACAGUGGGACCAGCUAGACCAACUGGGCAUGAGGAUGCAGCACAACCUGGAGCAGCAGAUCCAGGCCAGGUCAGAGAGAGGGAGACACGCACGCACACACACACAUACUGUAUAAACACAACAAAACAUCCUUACACACUAUAAACUCCCAUGUUCAAGCAGUAAACAUAUUUUGGCCAAAGCGUUCCUUCAUUCCUAAUCUUGUCGUAUCUGUCCACUGCAGGAACACCACUGGAGUGACAGAGGAUGCCCUGAAGGAGUUCAGCAUGAUGUUCAAGUGAGUGGUGGCCAUUUUCACUGUACCUUCUGGUCAUACCAAGUAGCUUGGGUGAAGGAACCAGGACAGUGUAGGGGAAAAAGGUGCUUGCAAGGCUGAAAUGCAAAGGAGCUCUCCCUUUGUCCUUAUUUAGGUGAAGGAACUUAAUAACCUCAACCAUUUUCUCUUUCCCUUUGCUCCCCAGGCACUUUGACAAAGAGAAGUCUGGCCGUUUAAACCAUCAGGAAUUCAAGUCGUGUCUGCGCUCGCUGGGUUACGACCUGCCCAUGGUGGAGGAGGGAGAACCAGACCCCGAGUUUGAGUCCAUCCUCGACACGGUCGAUCCCAACAGGUCAGCAACCCCAGCUCUAUUCAGAUUGUCAACUUUACUUGGGGAUUUUCAUCAGGCCAAGCACUUGUUGGAAUGCUAUUUGAAAAACGAUUAAACCUUCCCAAGAAUGUUACUUUAUUAUUACUCAGAAUGGGUGUGUUAGUGGUUUGCCUCAUAUUUUGAUGUUUAUAUUUCUUUGGGUUAUGGCUAACUGGUUUUGUGUGUGUUCCAGGGAUGGCAACGUGUCCUUGCAGGAGUACAUGGCCUUCAUGAUCAGCCGCGAGACAGAGAACGUAAAGUCCAGCGAGGAGAUUGAGAGCGCCUUCCGAGCCCUCAGCGUCGAUGCCAAGCCCUAUGUCACCAAGGAAGAACUCUACCAGGUACUUAUACGCCGACCUUCCUUACACCACAUUCUGGCUCCAGGCUGUUUCUCAGUCACAGUGGUUAUGGAAAAGAGGCUAUUGAAUAGGACCAGAAUUUCAAUUAUGAAUAUGAGCUGCAGCCAUAAAAGUUGUGCAUUUAUAAAUGGCUCUUAAAUAAAUAACUUAUCAAAACUUAAAAGUGCAUAAAACCUCUGAGAGAAGAAAUACCUGCCCAUCUCCUAACUUACCAUCUCUUCUCCCCUUCUUUCAGAACCUGAGCAAGGAACAGGCAGACUACUGCAUCUCGCACAUGAAGCCCUACCUAGACAGCAAGGGCCGGGAAAUGACCUCGGCCUUCGACUUUGUUGAAUUCACCCGCUCGCUUUUCGUCAACUGAUCCCUUGCCUGCCAGUGACCAAUCGGGAUGCGUUUGCCCCACACACACAAAUACACGUCUGAAACUGCAUGAAUCUGACACUAGAAUACUCCAUAGUUAUCUAGCUAGCUGUAUCUCUCACUCGUUGUGCUUCACUGCCUAGUGAAUAUGUCGGCAUUUGAAUGUUUUAGCUGUUUUCGUGCUUUCGCUGGAUUUAAUAACCUAUAGAGACGGUAUGCUGUAACAUCACAAUAAGGACUGCUGUGUGCUUAAUAAACGCUACUGGUUAGAACUGGAAACA